Molecule: messenger RNA, 2509 nt
Organism: Planococcus citri (citrus mealybug)
Lineage: Eukaryota; Metazoa; Arthropoda; Insecta; Hemiptera; Pseudococcidae
Product: eukaryotic translation initiation factor 5-like
Exons: 9
Coding region: 750-2081 (443 amino acids)
Biological process (GO): translational initiation; formation of translation preinitiation complex; formation of cytoplasmic translation initiation complex
Cellular component (GO): cytosol
Molecular function (GO): GDP-dissociation inhibitor activity; translation initiation factor activity; eukaryotic initiation factor eIF2 binding
Source: RefSeq, a predicted model, not a curated record
GAAUUAUAGGGUCGUCCAUCUCUCUCGUUCUUCAACUCGUUCCCAUAGUGGUAUCCUUGUCUGGCGGUGUGGCGGUGUACUAUUGAGCCGAUACUCUAUGCUGUGGUAUCCAUCCGCGUUCUAGUGUGCUUUUGGAAAAAAAAACACCACCACCGGAGGAGGUCGCAGAGUGAAAAAAGAAAAGAGAAAGAUUUUUCUCCGCUGUGUUCGGUGUGCUGUGCGCUCGUCGUCGUCUGUCUUUUUGGUAUCGCGGUUCGCGUCGUCGUUGCAUCGACAAUAAAAUCGCGACAAAAGUGGCUAAGGUGCCCGUACGAUUGUUGGUAAUUUUUAAACAACCUUGUUGCGGUAUUUUGAUUUUCGAUCCGUUUGGUAAAUUGAAGCAGCCAUUAUUGAAGCCGAACGAAAAGCUCGUAGGCGCGGUUUUAAAAGCCGUCGUAGAAAACAUAUGGUGCUACGUGAAAUACAACCACUAUUACUGUCCAGAAAAAAUUGGAGUUUGCACGAGAGUGCGAUAUCAUUUAGUUUACAAGCCGCAAGGUGUAUGACUUCCUUUGGGUAUCAUUUUCCUGUUGUUUAUAGGACUUCAAAAUUUUCCAGUACCCGACAUAGAAAAUCUCAGCCGUUUAGGGAAACGUGAAGAAGUAGAGCAGUUUAAUUUCACCAAUUUUUAUGAGUUAAAUAAGGAAAAACAAUCUUCGACUAUCGUUCUUUCUCGCGGCGCUUGGAAUUUUUCAAGAUAGGCAACAAUCAUGGGAAGUCUAAACGUGAACCGACAUGUCAGCGAUGCUUUCUACCGCUACAAGAUGCCAAGGCUUAUUGCAAAAGUCGAAGGAAAAGGGAACGGCAUUAAAACCGUCAUCGUUAAUAUGAUCGAGGUUGCCAAAGCUAUCGGACGUCCGCCAACGUAUCCCACGAAAUACUUCGGCUGCGAACUCGGAGCUCAAACGCAAUUCGAUUUCAAGCACGAUCGUUUUAUAGUAAACGGUUCGCACGAGGCGAGUAAAUUGCAAGAUCUGCUGGACGGAUUCAUUCGCAAAUUUGUACUAUGCCCGGAUUGCGAUAAUCCCGAAACGGAUCUUAUUGUCAGCGCUAAAAAGCAAACCAUCAACGUCGGAUGCAAGGCUUGCGGACAUCACGGCCUUUUGGAAUAUAACCAUAAAUUGAACACGUUUAUUUUGAAAAAUCCUCCAAACUUAAAUCCGGCAGCUCAAGGAUCUUCAUUGACGGAAGGUAAACGCGCCAAGCGUUCGAAAAAGCAAAACGACUCGGUGAACGGAGACCGCUCGAAUUCUCCAAACGGCGAUGAGGAAGGUGAUCUCAUUGUACAAGCUCCUGAGAAAAAACCUGACCAUAACGAGGACGACGAUUGGGCUUUGGAUGUAUCCGAAGAAGCGGUCAAGACUAGACGUCAAGGACUCACCGACGGCGUCAAAGGAUUGACCAUCACUGAAGAUUUGGAGAAAUCUGAAAAGGAAAGGGUUGAUAUCUUUUACGCCAAGGUCAAGGCUGAUCGGGAUGCUGGAACGUUAAACGCGAAGGAAACCGUCGCCGAAGCCGAUCGUUUGGAAAUCAAGCAAAAAGCUCCGCUCAUUUUGGCCGAAUUGUUGUUCGACGAAAAGAUCCAUGUUCAGAUUAAGAAACAUCGUAACUUGUUGCUGUAUUUCACCCACGAUGAUGAAAAAGCUCAGAAGUAUUUAUUGGGAGGUAUCGAGCAAGUUAUUAAUCUGCACAAAGAAACGCUGUUACCAAAGACUUCUCCCAUCUUGAAGCUAUUCUACGACGCUGAUAUCUUGGAAGAGAAAGUGCUGCUGGAUUGGGCUAGUAAGGUCAGAAAGAAGUAUGUGUCCGCCGAAGUUGGCCAGGAGAUUCACAAAGCCGCCGAACCGUUUAUUAAAUGGCUUAAAGAAGCCGAAGAGGAAGAAGAGUCGGACGAAGAUAGCGAAGAUGAUGUAGAAAUUGAGUAUAACGACAGACCGAAUGCUACUACUUUGAAAGCACAACCGGCAAUAUCGAAAAACAACGCGAGCAAAGCUGACGUCCAAGAUGAUAGCGAAGAUGAUGUCGAUAUAGAUGCUAUUUAAGAUACAAUACCUUUACGUUUCCAUUAUUUUUCUUUUCCUUAAGCAGGUCCUUUCUCCCUCUAUCUACAUUUUUUUUCUCUCUUAGCAAUCCACACAAAAUUAGGUCCUAUUUUUUUUACAUACCUUUAAUUUUCCGUUGGAAUUGUUUUUUUUUCAGUGUAAAAUUAAGAUUAACUCGCGUAUUUAUAGAUUUCCGUGUAUCCACUUUAAAUAGUGUGUUUAUUAUUUUUAUUUUUUCGCAGGUUUUACAUGGGAAAUGACAACACGAAAAUUAUUCAAUUUAUUGUAGUCCUCCUUUCCUUUCUAUAUUUCCUUUUUUUUUCAAUUCUGUCUGUAAUUUUUUUCUCUCUUUUUUUAGACGUAAUAUUAAGCGUAUCUCUGAUGUUUAAUGGGGUUUGUCAUCUUUAAAUAAAUUGCUUUCAAAUUAA